AUGAAAGAGAAACAGCUGGGGUCGACACAGAGGGAAUUCCAGCAGAGAAUCCAGGAAAGAGAGAAGGAGCUGCAGGAUCUGAGACAGGCUGUGGAGUCACUCACGCGCUCUGCACAGGCAGCAGUGGAGGACAGUGAGAGGAUCUUUACUGAGCUGAUCCGCUACAUUAAGAGAAGGCGUUCUGAGGUGAAAGAGCUGAUCAGAGAUCAGGAGAGCGCUGCAGUGAGUCAGGCUGAAAGACUCCUGAAGCAACUGGAGCAGGAGAUUGCUGAGCUGAGGAGGAGAGACGCUGAGCUGGAGCAUAUCUCAUACACGAGUGAUCACAUCCAUUUCCUGCAGAAUUUCCGGUCCUUCUGUGCUCCUCCUGGACCUGGAGACUUACCCACCGUCACUGUCAAUCCACACUUCUCUUUAGAAGCUGUGAGGAAAUCUGUCUCUGAACUGAAAGAACAACUGGAAGACAUCUGCGAGGGGGAAUUAUUCAGGAUCUCUCAGACAGUGAAAGAAGUGAAUGUGUUACUGAUUCCACAACCCGAGACCAGAGGUGACUUCUUAGCAUAUUACUGCCACCUUACCCUGGACCCCAACACAGCGCACAGAGAACAUGUUCUGUCCCCAGGGAACAGAGAGGUGACACGGGCUGAAGUUUCCCAUGGGUCUCCGGAUCAUCAUGAAAGAUUUGAUUACUGGGGCCAAGUGCUGUGCAGAGAGGGUCUGUCUGGACGCUGUUACUGGGAGGUUGAGUGGAGUGGGAAGCAGGUUUAUAUAGCAGUCUCGUAUAAAGUGAUAUGCAGGGGAGGUUUAGGUGAUGAAUCUCUCCUUGGACACAAUAAAAAUUCCUGGAGUUUGGACUGCUCUCCUGCCAAAUUCUACUUCAGGCAUGCUAAUGAGCAUACUUUCAUCCCUGUCCCCCCCUCCUCCAGAAUAGGAGUGUACCUGGAUCACAGGGCAGGAACUCUGUCCUUCUACAGCGUCUCUGACACAAUGACCCUCCUCCACAGAGUCCAGACCAAAUUCACUCAGCCCCUCUAUGCUGGGUUUAGAGUAAAGAAAAAAUCUUCAUUAAAACUGUGUCCUCUGGGUGAAUAGAAAAGACAAAAAUCAGCUUAAUUUAAAACUAAGAGGAUCCAGGUUAAAUAAGAAAUAUCAGGUUUUAGAAAAUGUAACCAAUCACUUCUUGCUGCGGACAUCAGUCUGUUUUGAUCAGUCUACAAAAAUCAAUAUUAAUAUGCUUUAAUGGUGAUUGAAAAUAAUAAUGGGGUUGAAAAUAAUAAUGUGUUUCAGCUGACAGGGAGUAAAUGUUGUUCGCUGUCAUUUAAUAUGACACAACCUGGCUGACAUAUAUUAACA
Molecule: messenger RNA, 1350 nt
Organism: Megalops cyprinoides (Indo-Pacific tarpon)
Lineage: Eukaryota; Metazoa; Chordata; Actinopteri; Elopiformes; Megalopidae
Product: tripartite motif-containing protein 16-like
Exons: 6
Coding region: 1-1089 (362 amino acids)
Molecular function (GO): protein binding
Source: RefSeq, a predicted model, not a curated record